Messenger RNA from Ipomoea triloba (trilobed morning glory), 3316 nucleotides. RefSeq names its product pentatricopeptide repeat-containing protein At4g02750. Gene Ontology annotation, biological process: RNA modification. Lineage: Eukaryota; Viridiplantae; Streptophyta; Magnoliopsida; Solanales; Convolvulaceae. Gene Ontology annotation, molecular function: protein binding; zinc ion binding; RNA binding. The record is from RefSeq and is a predicted model, not a curated record. Bases 95 to 2407 code for a protein of 770 amino acids. The transcript has 3 exons.
UCAUUGAUUAAACGUGAAAAUGUUAUUAACUCAAAAGAAUAAAUGUACCUGAAAUUAUGAGCAACGGUAUUAACAGUUAGAUAACGGCAAAAUCAUGCGCUUCAGAAAAGUAAACAGCAGCACCUCCUCGCGCUUCCUGCAUAUCGAUCCCAUAAGCGAUCUCAAAGCGGCAAAGCCUCUUUCCCUGACCCCCAAAGUAUCUGAGGAUGCAAAACCACAGCACAUGGCAGCUUCUGUUGCUAGUUCAAACAUAGUGAAAUGGAACAUGUCAAUCACCAAGCACAUGCGGAAUGGCGAAUGUGAAUCUGCAUUGCGCUUAUUCAAGUCCAUGCCUAGGAAAAACUGCGUGUCUUGGAACUCCAUGAUCUCUGGGUACUUGUCAAAUAACAGGUUCGACCUCGCACACCAGCUGUUCAAUCAAAUGCCUCAAAGGGACUUGGUUUCUUGGAAUGUAAUGUUAGGUGGGUAUGUGAAGAAUAAGAAUCUUGGGGCAGCUAGGUUGUUGUUUGAUCAAAUGCCUAAGAGAGACGUUGUGUCAUGGAACACUAUGCUAUCUGGGUAUGCCCAAAAUGGGCAUAUUGAUGAAGCGAGGAGGAUAUUUGAUAUCAUGCCUGUGAAGAAUGAGAUCUCAUGGAAUGCGCUGCUUGCAACAUAUGUGCAGAAUGGGAGGAUUGAAGCUGCUAGGAGAUUGUUUGAGUUGAAGGAAAGUUGGGCGGUGGUUUCUUGGAAUUGCUUGAUGGGUGGGUAUUUGAAGAAGAGGAUGUUGGCGGAGGCCAGAGCGGUUUUUGAUAGAAUGCCUACGAGGGACAAGGUUUCAUGGAAUACUAUGAUUUCCUGUUAUGCUCAGAAUGGUGAAUUGGAGGAAGCAAGGAGGUUGUUUGAUGAGUCUCCUGUUAAAGAUGUAUUUACUUGGACUUCAAUGGUUUCAGGGUAUGUGCAAAAUGGUAGAGUGGAGGAAGCUAGGGGGAUUUUUGAUGAGAUGCUAGUGAAGAAUGAGGUUUCAUGGAAUGCAAUGAUUGCUGGUUAUGUUCAGUGCAAAAGGAUAGACUUGGCGAGGGAAUUGUUUGAUGCAAUGCCCUGUAAAAAUAUUAGUUCAUGGAACACAAUGAUAACUGGUUAUGCUCAAAAUAGCGAUAUUGUUAGUGCAAGGAGUUUGUUUGAUUGUAUGCCUAUGCGCGAUUGCAUUUCUUGGGCUGCAAUUAUUGCAGGGUAUGCUCAAUGUGGUAAUAGUGAGGAGGCAUUGCACAUGUUUGUGGAAAUGACAAGAGAUGGAGAGAGGCUUAAUAGGUCAUCAUUUACAUGUGUCAUAAGUACAUGCGCUGACAUUGCAGUUUUUGAGUUGGGAAAGCAGAUACACGGCAGACUUGUAAAGGCAGGAUAUGAAUCAGGUUGUUAUGUGGGGAAUGCACUCCUAGCAAUGUAUUGCAAGUGUGGAAGCAUUGGAGAGGCACUUGAUGUAUUCAAGGGAAUAGCAGAGAAGGAUGUGGUCUCUUGGAACACGAUGAUUGCUGGUUAUGCAAGGCAUGGAUUUGGCAAAGAAGCUCUUGAUUUUUUUAAAAUGAUGAAGGACUUUGGUAUCAAACCUGAUGAUGUUACCAUGAUUGGAGUACUGUCUGCAUGCAGUCAUACUGGCUUGGUUGACAGGGGAAUGGAAUAUUUUUAUUCUAUGAAGGUAGACUAUGGGAUAGUUGCAAAUUCAAAGCACUACACUUGCAUGAUUGAUCUCUUGGGUCGAGCUGGACGCCUAGAUGAUGCUCAAGACUUAAUCAAGAGCAUGCCCUUUGAACCAGAUGCUGCCACUUGGGGUGCUCUCCUUGGGGCAAGCAGGAUGCAUGGAAAUACAGAAUUAGGAGAAAAAGCUGCUGAAAAUAUUUUUGUAUUGGAGCCUUGGAAUGCAGGGAUGUAUGUUCUUCUGUCUAACUUGUAUGCAGCUUCUGGUAGAUGGCGUGAUGUUAGUGAGAUGAGAUUAAAACUGAGAGAUACUGGUACAAGGAAAGUUCCUGGGUACAGCUGGGUUGAGGUACAAAACAAGAUUCAUAUAUUUUCAGUUGGGGACUCCACACAUCCUGACAGUGCUAGAAUAUAUGCUUUCUUGGAAGACUUAGAACUACGAAUGAAGCAUGAAGGCUAUGUGGUUGCUACAAAAUUAGUCUUGCAUGAUGUGGAUGAGGAGGAAAAGGCACAUAUGCUGAAGUAUCAUAGUGAAAAAUUAGCUGUUGCAUUUGCAAUUCUGAAUGUACCCACUGGGAGACCAAUUCGUGUGAUAAAGAAUUUAAGGGUUUGUGGAGACUGUCACACUGCAAUCAAACUCAUAUCAAAGAUUGUUGGGAGAUCAAUAAUUCUACGGGAUAAUAACCGUUUUCACCAUUUCACUGAUGGUAUAUGCACCUGUGGGGAUUAUUGGUAAGAGCAAAGUGUUGCUGGUUUAACAUAUAUGGGUAAAGCCAUGAAGAUACCAUUGCUUUCAAAUUUAGUCCUCAUGAUUUUCUGAAUAUAUUGUGCUACCAGUCACAAUAGUUUGCUCAGUGGUCAUUCUCAAUGCCUCUUGAAAGGAUAGGAAGGGAAAGCUCCACUCUAAUCCUUUCCUAAUCCAGAAAAUAGAGGACAUCUUUCAUAGGAAAACAUACAAACUUCUUUUGAAGUUUGAGCGCUUAGGUGAGUAUUACAAGUUGGUCAAUGAGAGUUGCUGUCAAGGAUGUAAAUGAUCUGUUGCCAGUGCAAAGGAAAAAGGAUUGGCAGUUAUGUAUUGCAGUUCAAACUGCUAGGCUUAAUGACUUAAGUGCCCUCUAAAGAUCUGACAGCAGCCUUUGUGAAUACAUGGAACCUAUGAUGCAGUGAAGCAGCAGAGGUCAAAUUGAUAUCAAAUGGUACAUUUUAAGGGAAAAGCUUGAAGUGAUGAUUCAUCGGGAGUGUCAUUCAAGUUUUGCAUCUUAUUAGGAACCCGCAUCAGAUGACUUUGGGGGAUGAAGAGGAAGUCUUGAAGUUAGGCUUAGAAAACAAGAUUCUUGGAGACCUGAAUGCUAGCUUGAUAUAGAGGUGAGUUUUCUGGUGCCUUCUCUAGUUGUUUUGAUAAACUGUCUGCUCCUACAAUCAUGACUUUAAGGUGAGUAUCCAGAAGCUUUAGCUAAAUAUUAAUUGGGAAUUCAAAAAGCAUGAUUUACCCUUAGACUUAUCUGAAAAAGCAUGAUCUUUUUCCUUUCUGGUUAGUGAAUAAAGAUCAUGCUUAUUAUUGGACUUGAUAAUGUUUGACAUACGUUCUGCAUCCGUCUCUUCAAGUAUUUUCUCAGGUUAGAUUAAAUAGUACACAAAUUAGGAA